Messenger RNA from Linum tenue, 1895 nucleotides. The record is from the annotation of a GenBank genome assembly. NCBI's taxonomy places the organism in Eukaryota, Viridiplantae, Streptophyta, Magnoliopsida, Malpighiales, Linaceae.
AAACUUACAAAAAAAUAAUGCUAAAAGAAAUGGGGACUAAUAAUCACAACUUUAUCCUCCACCUCCUCCGUCUCACCGCCGCCGUGCUCAGCCUCUCCACCACCGCCUCCGCAAUCGGAGUAAACUACGGCACCCUCGGGAACAACCUGCCGCCGCCCGCCACGGUGGCCAACUUCCUCAAGACGCAGACGAUCAUCGACAGCGUGAAGCUCUUCGACGCCAACCCGGACGUCCUUCGAGCCUUCGCCGGCAGCGGGCUCUCCGUCACCGUCACGAUUCCCAACGGCCUGAUCCCGUCUCUCGCGGACGUCGGCGCGGCCCGCGGGUGGAUAAAUGACAACAUUGCCCCCUUCCACCCGCAGACCAAGAUCAACCGAGUUCUCGUGGGGAACGAGAUAAUGGCCACCCUCGACGAUAAUUUGAUUUCCAAUCUCGUCCCCGCCAUGAAAGCUGUUCAUCAAGCUCUGGUCCAGGCCGGCAUUAAUGACAUUCAGGUAACAACAGCCCACUCAAUGGGCAUCCUCAAAGCCUCCGACCCACCAAGCGCCGGCCAAUUCUGGCCCGGCCACGACGUCACAGUCUACGCACCGAUGCUCGAAUUCCUCCGCCAGACCAAAGCCCCAUUCACCGUCAACCCGUACUCCUACUUCGGCUACUCCCCACAGAUGGCCAACUACGCCCUCUUCCGGCCCAACCCGGGGGUCCACGACCCGGUCACGGGGAUCACAUACACCAACAUGUUCGACGCCACCCUCGACGCCACCUACACCGCCAUGAGGAAGCUGGGCUUCCCCGACGUGGGCCUCCUCGUCGGCGAGACGGGCUGGCCCACUCUUUGUCUCCCCGGACAGCUGGAGUGCAACGUGGAGAACGCCGCGUGGUACAAUUCCGAGCUCGUCAGACGGAGCGUUGACGGGGUGGGGACGCCGUUGGUGCCCAAUAAGCGGAUCGGGAUUUUCUUGUUUGCGCUGUUUAAUGAGAACGAGAAGCCCGGCCCGAUUACGGAGCAGAAUUGGGGCCUGUUCAGGCCCGAUAUGACUCCCGUUUAUCACUGCGGCGUCUUGCGCUCCGAACAGCCUCUGGCUCCCAUCGGGCGUCAGGGCGGCCGCAAAACCCACAAAGGCAGCGCUGGAGGCGCAACUCCGGCGAUUCCGGUGCCAGCCGCCGGUGGCGGGAAGAAAUGGUGUGUGGCCAAGGCCGGAGCAGCGGCUCCGACAUUGCAGGCAAACAUAGACUAUGCGUGCGGGAAUGGAGCGGAUUGCAAGCCCAUUCAGCCAGGAGGCCCGUGCUUCGAGCCCAACAACGUUGUGGCCCAUGCUACUUUCGCCAUGAACUCUUACUAUCGGGCCAAAGGUAGCCUGGACUCCACUUGUUAUUUCUCCAACACCGGCGUUGUCACCGCCGUCGAUCCAAGUAAUGCUAAUUGUAAGUUCCCGUAAGGAAAAGAUCCACGAGGAUGUGGAAAACGUGCACAAGUUGUUGCAUUGGAGCUCUAAUUUGACGGGAGAGGUGCGGACCAAGUUUAUGAAUUGACAAAUCGUAAAUUAAAAUUUUGGCUAAAAGUUUUUUGGUAAAAUUUUAUUUUAGGAAUUGUAGUAUUUGAAUUUGUCACUAUUUGACAACUUUAUUCUUGAUGUAAUUUUUGGGUAUGUCGCUGGAAAAGUGGAAUAACUAGCUAGUGCAAAAAUGAGUGUUCGUAUAUGAGAUAGCUUGUUCGAAAAAUUAAAAGAGAGUUUUUGAAACGGUUAGCAAAAGUUCAUGCAAUGUCAUCAUGUAGAGAUGUCAUCAAUCUGAAUUGUUGUUGUGUGUAGUAAGGAUUGAAAUGUGCUUCGUGUCGAUGUAGUUUAAUUUAUAAUGAAAGCUGCCACAUCAUAGCCAAGUAAGAGAAUGAAUUA